CAUCAUACCUCGCGUGGCCAACGGCUCUCCCAACCGAAAGCUCGUUCAAUGAAUUUUCGUCGUUGCUCUACACUGGUCGAUUUCGUGAAAUACUUUGAAAAAAGCCCGGCCAGGCAAGAACGUCGAAACGCUCUUAUGCCACAGACGUCACCGUCCUUCACUUUGUUUGACUAGGGCGUCGGAGCGCGCGUUCCUGGGCUCGUUCCCCUCGGUUUUGGUCGUGGAGGCAGGGGGACUUACGGCGCUGGUCCCGGGAUGAUGAUGGAGCUCGAGUCAACCAGUAACAGGGGUGAACUAGGAGCUGUGGGUGACCCGCUGCAGCCACAGACACCGAGCAGGCAUGAAAAAAGUCUGGGACUCCUCACUGCUAAGUUCGUAACUUUGCUGCAAGAGGCCAAGGAUGGAGUUCUGGAUCUGAAAGCUGCUGCAGACACAUUGGCGGUGCGGCAGAAGCGGCGGAUCUAUGACAUCACCAAUGUGUUAGAGGGUAUUGGGCUCAUUGAGAAAAAGUCCAAGAACAGUAUCCAAUGGAAGGGUGUGGGCCCUGGUUGUAAUACGAGGGAGAUAGCAGAUAAGCUUAUUGACCUGAAGGCAGAACUUGAUGAUCUGGCCAUCAGAGAACAUGAGCUGGACCAGCAGAGAGUUUGGGUGCAGCAAAGCAUAAAAAAUGUCACAGACGACUCCAACAACAGUCCUAUGGCAUACGUGAAACAUGAGGACCUCUGCGGAGCGUUCAAAGGUGACACACUUCUUGCAAUACGCGCUCCCAAUGGCACUCAGCUAGAGGUGCCCAGGCCAGAUGCUGUUAUGAAUGGACAAAGGAAAUACCAGAUCCGUUUGAAAAGUUCUUCUGGCCCGAUUGAGGUUUUACUGGUUAACAAGGACCCGUCCAGUGCCUCUCCAGUUGUUGUGUCCGUGCCUCCUCCAGACGAUGUACUUCAGAGCCUUCCGGCACCAACAUCAUCCUCCCAUGUCCAGACGGCGGCUUUAAUUACUAAAGCAGUUCCAGAACCUAUGAAAACUGGUUCUUCUAAUGCAUCAGCCAUCACUCAAUCAACCUCAGGGAUAGAAGCAACGAGCGCCACGCCACUCAGUCCCACCAUUGCUGCCCCUCCUGCCAUUUCGCAACAACUUCAAUCAUCCGCCUCCUUGGAUGGAUCUGUGUCGUCAUCAGCUUCCACAGUCUUUGAACCAAUGAAGUCGGACCCAUCUGAAUUGCUGGACUUUCCCAAAGAGCUUUCAGAAAUGUUUCAUCCAACUAAAGAGAUCAUGAGUGGGGAUUUGUUGGACGACUUGAUGGCGUCAGAAGUGUUUUCCCCUCUGCUGCGUCUGUCACCUCCACCAAGUGACCAUGACUACAUAUACAACUUGGAUGAGACAGAAGGCUUAUGUGACCUCUUUGAUGUCCCUAUUUUAAACCUCUGACCCAAAGACAGACGGCACUGUGGCAAACACAUUCUACCCCCUUGUUCCCCAAAGGUGAGCAUGAAACAGUUUGAACCGGAUCUGGGUUGACGGACUCUUUUCAACGGGAGCUCAACCUGAACUCUGUAGUUCACCACUUCAACCACAUGAGGAGAAGACCAUCAAGAUCAAACAAUUGUUUUCUCAUCUUUUCCAAUAAUCAAAACAACUGAAAAAGUCUAUUUUUGGAUUAUUGUUUAUAUGUAUGUAAGUGUUGCAUUCAAAUAUGUACUUGCAGCUCAAUUUCUGAAGGCUUAAUGCCGGUGUACAUAUUAUGUGAAAUGUUUAUGAUAAAGUCAAGUCCAGUGUCUUCAGGAAAAAAAAAAACUAUCAGGUUCAUUGACAUGGCAACAUAAUGGAGCGCGGCCUUUAUCACCAGACACCUGCUCACACAUGGCUUGAAUCGGAAGCAACUGAUUAUACAUAUAUGCACUCUUGUACAUAAAGAAUAUAUAUUUUGUUUUAGCAAACAAGUGUAUUGUCUAACAAUCUACAUUUGUAAAAUAAAUAGUUAGCAAAUGACGAUACCAGACUCAAACAUCUUAAGUAUUUUAAUCAUAAAAAUGUUUUUUUUUUAAAAAAAGUUAUUUUUUUCAUAAUCAAAAUGGGAAACUUUCAAUAAGUUACAUCAGUUUCCCUGAUUUCUCUACAGAAGAAACAUGCAAAGGACCAAAAAAAUAAAACGGGGAUGGGUGGAAUGUUGACAUUUGAAAACUUCUAUUCUCUUAACUCCCCCCCUUCGAUAGUAGAAAAGUGCAGUGUGUUUUUGGAGAAUUUGGAUACAUAUAUAUAUAUAAACGGCUCAAGACUUCAGCUUAAUGUGCUUUAUUUUCAAAGUCCUUGCAAGUCUUACUGCUAUUUAUAUGUAUCAUAAGAUUUUUGCCGAACACCAACUUCCCUCUGCUUUUCAAAUUAUGAUUUGCCUUGCAGCUAUGUCGAGUAAUUGUCAUGUAUUUUGUUUUGUUGGGUGUAAAAAACAUGUUUAUACUCCUCAUUUGUGCCCAGAAAAGUAGAUUUUUUUUUUCUAGUAUUUCUGAAAUGCUGCCUUGUUUUUUUCCACCUUUUUGUAAGUACUUGGGACAAGCCUGCUGUUUCUGUUCAUCCCAAUUGUCAUAAAUCUAAAUGUUGUAGACUAAAAUCUGGUGCAUUUUUAUUUCCUUAGACACUGUACAUACCCGAAAUAGAAUGGAUUUGUUGUCUGCUACAUAUCUUAAAGGAUUGUUGUGACAAUUUGAGGCUCUACAAAUUAAAAUAUAUGGAAUUUAUCGCCACUACUUGCUAGAUCAUCAAAGCAUCCUUUCUCGAUGCACUUUACAUCACCACAGCCAGAGUGGCUGUUUCUUAUUCAGUCCUUGACCGCCAGCCAGCCAUUGUUUUGCGACUAAUUCUUCAAAUAUACCAAGAGUCUUAUUAGGGCGUUAAGCGCUCAGCACGACUGGAUGAAUAAAGUUUGUAUUUGUUUAAAUUGACAUCUGGCUAGCUGUACUGCAUCAAAUAAAGUUUGUAUUUGUUUAAAUUGA
Molecule: messenger RNA, 2984 nt
Organism: Corythoichthys intestinalis (scribbled pipefish)
Lineage: Eukaryota; Metazoa; Chordata; Actinopteri; Syngnathiformes; Syngnathidae
Gene: e2f4
Product: E2F transcription factor 4
Exons: 11
Coding region: 256-1425 (389 amino acids)
Biological process (GO): regulation of transcription by RNA polymerase II
Cellular component (GO): RNA polymerase II transcription regulator complex
Molecular function (GO): protein dimerization activity; DNA-binding transcription factor activity, RNA polymerase II-specific; RNA polymerase II cis-regulatory region sequence-specific DNA binding
Source: RefSeq, a predicted model, not a curated record